AUGGAAGACACUGGAGUGGUUUCAUGUCAUCGUUUCAAUGGUGAUAUCUCUUUGAUAAGUUCAGGAAAUCCCUACGUGAAUCCCAGUAACAUUCUAUCAUCCGACGAAAAUGCUCCAGAUGUGUUAAAUGGAGGUCAUAUGGAAAGAACGAGGAAAACCACUAAAUCAAUGCCCACUGCGUAUGAUGAAGAUUUCGAGGCAAAUGGUGAUGAAGAAGUAACAACUCCCCGUACUUCCCCAACAUUAAUGGAGCUCCGAAAAAUGCUGGAUGAUUUCAAGUCAAUUGCGCCAAAAAACUCCCGGUUACAUGAGCGUACUGAUACAAUAAGAGCUAANCUUCGGUCACUUAAGGAAGUUGCAUCGCGUCCAUGCCAGUAUCCUUUGGAAAAAUUUUACGAUGAAGCAAUUCCUGUUCGGAGUCUCCAACGACCGUUGAUAAAAGGUUCACUUCUGACGCAUGACAAGACCAUCUUAUCAGACAAAACCUCCGUUCGAAACCGACCAGUGGUCUCUUAUCCCUCUGUCCGACGGCUAGAUAGCGUCCUCACGUCACCGGGAAGUCCUUUACCUCGUCUGAGUUCCUACUGCUCUUCAUCCGGUAGUCUAAUCGGAAAUAUGAACGGAAUUCCACUUUCCGAGGAUAAUUUAUUUCUCAGCGACUCCUUGUUCCCUCCCACACUCAGCAAAUCCCUCUUUGACGAAUCGAAGGACUAUCCUUCUGUAUCUAACGGAUACGCAGAUGAACUGCAUUUGAAUGCCGAUUCCGACGUCGAUAAGUGUGAGGCGAUCCUACAUCAAACAAAUCGUGACAAUGAAUCCGAAGAUUCAGGCAUCCUUACGCCCUCUGACGAUGCCAGUUCUCCCGGCACGACAUACAUAUCGGACAAAACAAUUGAGCCCGUCAAUUCCUCAAAUUCGUGUUCAUCUAAAGUGUUCGAGAACAAUCAAUCACAAAUCACAAUUGCUAUGAGCUCCGAUGCGCAUUUAUCACUUCCCACAACAAAGUCAUCACGCCGGUCUUCUAAAUCUAAACAUUCCAAGCGAUCCAAACCGUCAUCCCUGUCAUAUUCUCAACAACCGGAGCAGAAUAAUCAGUCCUUACGCCCUCUGACGAUGCCAGUUCUCCCGGCACGACAUACAUAUCGGACAAAACAAUUGAGCCCGUCAAUUCCUCAAAUUCGUGUUCAUCUAAAUCUCAACACGAUUGAUGAACGUCCUCCCACACCUGAUAUCGGCGAAGCAGCAAGUCACAACCGUACCGUGUCCAGCUGUGCAUCUCGCAGCGCAUCUGCUUCAUCGAGAGCAAACAUCCAAGAGGAUACUUCUGUUGAUGGAGAUUUCACACUGGUAACAAAUAAAAAAAACAAACAUCCAACCUCAUCCUCACGCGUCACUCUCACUGUGUCAGGCGAUUCGACAUCCGAAGCUCGCGGUGUUGCUGGUGUUGAGAUUGCGCUGAGUGUCAAGGCCGAGCGUUCACUUCUAGAUUGGAUCCCGGUUAACAGCCGACUUUGCGCCGUACAUCUAGAUGGUUCAAUACGCACAGGGGUCCGAUGA
Messenger RNA from Echinostoma caproni, 1557 nucleotides. Lineage: Eukaryota; Metazoa; Platyhelminthes; Trematoda; Plagiorchiida; Echinostomatidae. The record is from the annotation of a GenBank genome assembly.